AUGAGCACAAAGCACAAUCUUCACAUCGCCGCUCCAAUACCGCCGCACCUCCACCCCUCAGAGGUCAUCGCUGCCCUGCAUGACCAUAACACAGCGUUGACCCUCCAAGCCCUCACGACCAGCCACGAAAAGCUGCCGAACACUGCACCAGAGAUGUUGAAAGAUAACUACUGGUAUCCGACAGACAUCAAUCAAGUACACACCUACAGCGUCACUGAAUGCGUUACAGUCUUACCUGGCUUUGGGCAAUGGGGCAAAAAGAACUUCACCUUUCCCAGCUGCUUUCAGAAUAUACCUACAGGCAUCAAGACGCGUGCAGACGCAUCUGGUGUGACAGUACGCGCAGACUAUCGCGUGAUAAAGGGUGGCGCAGACUGUGAGGUCGAGGGUGAAGGCCAAGGUAUUGGAGACGCAGAGUGGAUUCUGGUCGAAGAUGCUGAAGUCAGCUGCUCGUGGUGGCUGAUGCCGUUCAUCAAGGGCAAAAUGGAGCAAGCGCAUCGUGAUAUAUGUCGUAAAGUCAUUGAGAAAGUGGAGAUGCAAAGAAUACAGGAUGAUCUUGCGAAGACUGUAGGGAGAGGGAAAGAGCCUUCGCAAGGGCUUGCACCCAGCGCAAACAUCAGGCCUGUUGAGGCAGAUGCAAACGAGUCUCAGAGAGUAGAACUGCCCGCGCCAGGUUCCGAGAAAAUAUUCUACAGCUAA
Ascochyta rabiei is the source of this 699-nucleotide messenger RNA. RefSeq lists its product as uncharacterized. The transcript has a single exon. The record is from RefSeq and is a predicted model, not a curated record. Bases 1 to 699 code for a protein of 232 amino acids. Lineage: Eukaryota; Fungi; Ascomycota; Dothideomycetes; Pleosporales; Didymellaceae.